AUGGGUAUCGAUCACACCACCAAACAACACAAGAGAUCUGGUCACAGAACUGCUCCAAAGUCCGACAACAUCUACUUAAAGCAAUUAGUUAAGUUAUACUCUUUCUUAGCUCGUCGUACUGAUGCCCCAUUCAACAAGGUCGUCUUAAGAUCUUUAUUCUUAUCCAAGAUCAACAGACCACCAGUUUCCGUUUCUAGAAUCGCUAGAGGUUUGAAACAAGAAGGUGCUGCUAACAAGACUGUUGUUGUUGUUGGUACUGUCACUGACGACGCCAGAAUCUUUGACUUCCCAAAGACCACUGUUGCUGCUUUGAGAUUCACUGCUGGUGCUCGUGCUAGAAUUGUUAAGGCUGGUGGUGAAUGUAUCACUUUAGAUCAAUUGGCUGUUAGAGCUCCAAAGGGUCAAAACACCUUGAUCUUGAGAGGUCCAAGAAACUCCAGAGAAGCUGUUAGACACUUCGGUAUGGGUCCACACAAGGGUAAGGCCCCAAGAAUUUUAUCUACCAACGGUAAGUUCGAAAGAAGUAGAGGUAGACGUAGAUCUAAGGGUUUCAAGGUGUAA
Arxiozyma heterogenica is the source of this 561-nucleotide messenger RNA. It is a transcript of the gene RPL18A, whose product is annotated as 60S ribosomal protein eL18 RPL18A. The record is from RefSeq and is a predicted model, not a curated record. Bases 1 to 561 code for a protein of 186 amino acids. Gene Ontology annotation, molecular function: structural constituent of ribosome; RNA binding. Gene Ontology annotation, biological process: translation. The transcript is spliced from 2 exons. Lineage: Eukaryota; Fungi; Ascomycota; Saccharomycetes; Saccharomycetales; Saccharomycetaceae. Gene Ontology annotation, cellular component: ribosome; cytosolic large ribosomal subunit.